Molecule: messenger RNA, 773 nt
Organism: Apodemus sylvaticus (European woodmouse)
Lineage: Eukaryota; Metazoa; Chordata; Mammalia; Rodentia; Muridae
Gene: Reep5
Product: receptor accessory protein 5
Exons: 5
Coding region: 79-648 (189 amino acids)
Source: RefSeq, a predicted model, not a curated record
GCCCCGCCCCGCCCCGGUCAGCUGGGUUCCGCGUCCAGCCGGCUGCGGAGCAUCCCGGGCGGCGCGAACGGCCCAGCCAUGUCCGCAGCCAUGAGGGAGAGGUUCGACCGGUUCCUGCACGAGAAGAACUGCUUGACUGAUGUCCUGGCCAAGCUCGAGGCCAAGACCGGAGUGAAUCGGAGCUUCAUCGCGCUCGGUGUCAUCGGACUGGUGGCUUUGUAUCUGGUGUUCGGUUAUGGAGCCUCUCUCCUCUGCAACCUGAUAGGUUUCGGAUACCCAGCCUACAUCUCAAUGAAAGCCAUCGAGAGUCCCAACAAAGAUGACGACACCCAGUGGCUGACGUACUGGGUGGUGUACGGUGUGUUCAGCAUCGCUGAAUUCUUCUCCGACCUCUUCCUGUCCUGGUUCCCCUUCUACUACAUGCUGAAGUGUGGCUUCCUGUUGUGGUGCAUGGCACCCAGCCCGUCUAACGGGGCUGAGCUGCUCUACAGGCGUGUCAUCCGUCCUGUCUUCCUGAAGCACGAGUCCCAGGUAGACAGUGUGGUGAAGGACGUGAAGGACAAAGCCAAAGAGACUGCAGAUGCCAUCAGCAAAGAAGUCAAGAAGGCGACGGUGAACCUGCUGGGCGAUGAGAAGAAGAGCACCUGAGCCCUGGCUGGCGCCCCUCCCCCACGCCCCAUAGAGCUCCGCGUUAUGCUAGGGACAGUGGCACAGCCGUUGGAUAAUGUUGCCUUGGAAACUUUCUGAUGUAUUAAAAGUGGAAUGUGUUGUAA